This is a messenger RNA of Caenorhabditis remanei, 3438 nucleotides long. RefSeq lists its product as uncharacterized. Bases 1 to 3438 code for a protein of 1145 amino acids. The record is from RefSeq and is a predicted model, not a curated record. Lineage: Eukaryota; Metazoa; Nematoda; Chromadorea; Rhabditida; Rhabditidae. The transcript has 17 exons.
AUGAGUGCACAUCCAGACUGUGUCCCAACAUAUGCAAGUGAAAGAAAUCAAGAAACGUUCUAUGAUGAAACCGGAAUCGGCGGAACUAUAUGUCAGAAUAUUGACCCAAGUUUUCUGACAGCUGAGGAAAGAGAAAAAAUGGCGGAAUUGAGAAGAAAACAUGGAAUUUCGGAGCCAGAUCGUGUUCCUGAAGCCCAGCCUCGAUGUGAUUCCCCUGUUUUGGAGGAAGUCGCUGUGGUGACUGUUCCGGAAGAAGUCUGGCAAGGAUAUGACCCGGAGGCGUUGGUCAAAGUGACAAAUUUGAUUGAGCUGGAACAAAUUAACACCGAAAUUGGAAGAGAGUCAACGGCGUUGCGAAUAAAUAAUAGAGAACUGUCGAGAUACAUUGAGAAAUUGAAACUGGAAAAUAAAAGUAUUCAAGAAUUCUACGUAGGUCAGCACAAAGCCGACAUGGCCGCAAAGGAUGCAAACAUCGAAAAACAAGAGAUGGCAAAGAAAAGAGCUCAAGAGAAACUGAGAGCUGAGAGGAAGAGCAAUGAACUUUUUGCUGCACAAAACUUCAAAUCAAUGAGUGAUGAUCAUCUCCAGCACCUCUUCCAGAUGAUUUCUUCCGAGAUGAGAUCCCGUGGAAUGCAUGUUGUUCCAAUGGAAUCUUCUUCAGGAAAUAUGUGCUCCAUCCAAACCCUUACUCCUACUUCUCAACUCUCGACGAGCACUACACCAGACGUUGUUGUAAUUCAAAAACGCCCUCAAUAUUCGAUUGAUGCCAUUUUGAAUCAACCGGAUAAGCUGACAAUAUUCGACGACAAUGCUCAUCAAGGGACCUCUCAAGAACUACAAAUGCCAGCUGUGGGAACCCAGGAGUCAAGUCUCCAAGCAUUGAGCCGGCUUCAAUUCAUGGUGGCAAACCCUGCAGGACCCAAUGUAGUGCCCACUGAGCCGCCUAUGUCUAGAAAAAGGGGACCUCAAAAACCAAGGGCGCCUCGAAAGCCCAGGGCAAUAGAAACGAAACCAAGGGCAACCAGACGAAGCAAAGAAUCUCGCACGGAGUUUCAAAGUAAAAUGGCGAGAAACCAAUCUUUCACUGCAGUGGAGCUGACGCACGAAGAGAACGCCAAGCGAAUUUCUGAAUUUCUGAUAGUGAGAAUGGCGGAGCAACAAGGCGUUAAAGUCAACAAGAAAAUCUGGCACAGACCAGUGAUCCAGACCCGUCGUGUUAUCGAGCCACAAACACCACAAUUAGAUACCAGAGUUAAGAAUGAGAUACAAGACCCAGAAGUUUCCCAAGUCGUGUCUGUUGGUGGGACCAGAAAUGAAACACCAAUUGUGGCUACAGAAGAUGUUGUUGCUCUCACUGAUGCACCAUCUGCGUCAGUUUCAUUGCAAGGACACCAAGUUCCGAUAACCAAGUCACAAACCGGAUUUGCUCUAAAGCCAACUAGUGGAAUUGGUCUGAAUGCUCCAAUAGUAGCUACUCCAACAGUAGCUGCAGUAGCCACUGUACCCACUCCACUGGUCAUGAGCUCGAACUACCAGCCAAAUGCUCCCCAGCCUUCAAGUCAACUUGCUCCAACAGAGUUUUUCCAAGCGAUUAGAGCUCCAAAUUGGAAUCCUCAAUUGGCACCGAGCCGUGAUUCAAUGUAUGCUUUUACACCCGCUCCACGCCUGACAUACCCACCAUUUCCGAUGGUUCCACCCUCGAAUUCUCGUCGUCCUGGUCCUCCACCAACCAAUACCACUCCUUCUAUGAACUGUCAAAUAGUUUCAACUCCUCGAGCUCCACGAACGACUCAACCGCCAAAUUUGAAUAUGUCCAACUCGGGACCUGGUAUCUCUCAACCAUUGGCUCCACUCAUUCCUCCUCAACAAAUACCAAACUUUGAUCCGUCAAGAAUGCCUCAUCAUUUCCAUCCAACACUCAUCAAUUCCACCAAUUCAGCGUCUUUUCCUAAUGCCUACCUGCAACAACAAUUUCAACAACUGCAACUACUGCAACAACUGCAGCAUACAUCCAUUCCCCAUUUUCAAAACACUGCUGCCCACGGAAAUCGAACUGGUGUCCAAACGGCCCCUACCAAUCAAAGUACAGCUCAGCCUUCUAUGCCAGAUCUCACUAACAACGGCAAGCAGGAACUGGCAAUAAUGUUUGAAAAGCACAUGAAAGAAGGAUUGGAAAGUGCAACUAAAAUUGUAAAUCAACGACAGUCAGAGAUCGAAAAAAAAGAUGAAGAAAUUCUGAAAUUGAAGAUGGAGCUGCAAACCGAACAGGAAAAGUUAAGAAAGUGUAUUGAAUCCAAUGUGCAGUAUCAUGGAGACAAUGAGGCUCUAGAAAAAAGGGUGAAAUUGCAAGAAGAUGAACUAGACAAAGCAAAAAGGAGUAAUGUGGAAAAAUAUGAAAAGAUAAAAGAAUUAUCCGACGAGGUUCGAUCAUUGCAAGCAGUAAAUAGGACUCAGAAGGAAGAAUACGAAGAGAAAAUAACCGAAUUCGAGAUGUCUGCGGAAGACAAUGGAAGAAAAUUGGCAGAAAAGGACAAGAAAAUCGAAAAUUUGGAAAAGAGUCUGCAGACGUCAGAGGAAGAAAUCAAAAGUGAGAUAGCAAAAAAUCAAGAUCUCACUGAGAAAUUGAAUAGAGAGACCACAUCUCGUAAUUCAGAUUGGUUGAAUUGGAGCGCCGCCAGAGCAGAUGAAAAGAAGAAAAUGGAAGAGAGGCAUCAAAAGAAAACUGAAAAACUGAAGAAGGACCAUAAAGAUCAAGUUGCUGAACUUCAAAAGCAGAUGGAUGGUAGAGAUACCAAGAUUAGAGAGUUGAAUGAGAAUAGUGAGAAAGAACGAAAGGAAUGGAAAGAAGCAAAAGGAAAGGAGAUCAAGGAGAUGGAAGAGGCGCAUCAGAAAGAAAAGAAGAAACUCAAUGCGGAUCAUAGCUUCCAAAUUGCUGAUUUUCGACAAAAGAUUCAGGAAAGAGAAGACAAGAUGAAAGAAGAAAACGAGCAAAAUGAGAGAGAAAUAGCAGAACAAGACCGGAAGCACCUUUUGGCUCAAAAAACUCUAAAAGAAGACUUCGAAAAAAGGAUUCAAGAAAAGGAAAGAGAAAUUGAAGCUGGAAAAAAUAGAGAGAAACUGCUGGAACCAUUUAGAUUGGCAUUCUCAGAAAGCUUUCUGAAAUCUCAACAAUAUUUCGCAGAUCAAAAGAAAGCCUACGAUGAGUUGGUGAAACCGAGAAUAGCGAAUGUCGAUGAAAAAUCGGAAAGCCUUGGAGGCAAAGAAUGCAAUAUGGUGCCAAAAAGCAUUGAGAAAGAUCAACCAAACAAGGAUGAAGAGCUCGUUUCCGAGACACAAAUCGCUGAGGAAGAGGGUCAACGAGGAGCAACUGGACCUCAGAAAAGACACUGUUCAUCAUCUAAGCAGGGAAGAGAAACGAAGAUGAAAAAGAUGGAAUGA